GGCCCCUACACAGCAGUGCAUCAAAGCAGCAAACGAAGGGGGUGUGCAUUUGAUAACACCUUCACCCAUUCGCAUACACGCACGCACACACACACACACACACAGACGCAAUUAAAUCUGUAGAGAAUUUUAUUAAACGGAAAGAGAAGAUGAACUCCUACGUAAAGCGGUACACCGGCUCCGACGUCACGGUGCAGGAGAUGGUCGGCUUCAAGCGGGCACGUGACAAGCGACUCGUCAUCUGCAGCGCCCUCACCGCACUGGGCAUCUACGUCGCGAUUUACUGGAGUGAGGAGAGGGAGCGCACCCGCCGGCACACGUCCAUUGAGAAGGACAUUGAGCGGGAGCGCUGGCGGGCGCGGGAGUUAGGGCUGGGCAAGCCGACGGACGAUGGCUUCGUCGAACGCUACGAGGCCUCAAAUGGAAAGAUACGAGCCUGA
Molecule: messenger RNA, 440 nt
Organism: Leptomonas pyrrhocoris
Lineage: Eukaryota; Euglenozoa; Kinetoplastea; Trypanosomatida; Trypanosomatidae
Exons: 1
Coding region: 150-440 (96 amino acids)
Biological process (GO): mitochondrial respiratory chain complex IV assembly
Cellular component (GO): mitochondrion
Source: RefSeq, a predicted model, not a curated record